Messenger RNA from Psammomys obesus (fat sand rat), 2839 nucleotides. RefSeq names its product UbiA prenyltransferase domain containing 1 (gene Ubiad1). The record is from RefSeq and is a predicted model, not a curated record. Lineage: Eukaryota; Metazoa; Chordata; Mammalia; Rodentia; Muridae. Gene Ontology annotation, biological process: vitamin K biosynthetic process; menaquinone biosynthetic process. Gene Ontology annotation, molecular function: prenyltransferase activity. Bases 309 to 1325 code for a protein of 338 amino acids. The transcript has 2 exons. Gene Ontology annotation, cellular component: Golgi membrane; endoplasmic reticulum.
CACAAGAUGGCGGCGCCGGUGGCCCGCUGGAGGUUGCAGAUUGAGGCGAGUUGUUGAGUUGUGGCACGCGGAAGGGGAUCCCAGUCAAGCCUCCUCGCUCAGGUGACAGGUGGUCGGGCAGCACCGCUGGGCCCCGUUGCGGUGCAUGGCCUGCUCUCUGGUGUCUUCAGUUUUUACCGCCUCCCAAGCCCUGUCCCCGGGCGGAACCAAAAGGAAGGUCAGGCCAGGCUGUCCCGCCUAUCUUCGUCCUGGGGCGGUUCCCUUGAGUGGCUCACUUUUAGAAUUGACUUUAGCCACGUGUAGCUUCAAUGGCUGAAGUGCAGGCCCCGGGGGAGAAGAUCAAUAUCCAGGCAGGAGAGACGACCAAGGUCGGGGACAGGGACCUGCUGGAGAACGACUGGCCCGAGCAGGACAGGCUUACACAACGAUCCUGGAGACAGAAGUGCGCCUCCUAUGUGUUGGCCUUGCGGCCCUGGAGCUUCAGUGCCUCACUCACCCCUGUGGCCCUGGGCAGUGCCUUGGCCUACAGAUCCCAGGGGGUCCUGGAUCCCAGGCUCUUGGUGGGUUGUGCAGUGGUUGUCCUGGCUGUGCACGGGGCCGGCAAUUUGGUCAACACUUACUAUGACUUUUCCAAGGGCAUUGACCACAAAAAGAGUGAUGACAGGACUCUUGUGGACCGAAUUUUGGAGCCCCAAGAUGUUGUUCGAUUUGGAGUCUUCCUCUAUACCUUGGGCUGUGUUUGUGCCGCUUGCCUCUACUACCUGUCCACUCUGAAACUGGAGCACUUGGCUCUUAUCUACUUUGGAGGCUUGUCUGGCUCCUUUCUCUACACAGGAGGAAUUGGAUUCAAAUAUGUGGCACUGGGAGACCUCAUCAUCCUCAUCACUUUUGGCCCACUGGCUGUGAUGUUCGCCUAUGCUGUCCAGGUGGGGUCCUUGGCCAUCUUCCCUCUAGUCUACGCCAUCCCUCUGGCCCUCAGCACAGAAGCCAUUCUCCAUUCCAACAACACCAGGGACAUAGAGUCUGACCGGCAGGCUGGCAUCGUCACGCUGGCGAUCCUCAUCGGGCCCACCUUCUCCUAUGUGCUCUACAACACGCUGCUCUUUCUGCCCUACCUGAUCUUCAGCAUCCUGGCCACACACUGCAGCAUAAGCCUGGCACUGCCCCUGCUCACCAUCCCCAUGGCCUUCUCCCUUGAGAGGCAGUUCCGCAGCCAGGCUUUCAACAAGCUGCCCCAGAGGACAGCCAAACUCAACCUCCUGCUGGGGCUUUUCUAUGUCUUUGGCAUCAUCCUGGCACCAGCAGGCAGUCUGCCCAGGCUCUGAGGAGACCAGCAGCUCUCACCACAGCACAGUCCCUCCUUAGGAUGGGUAGAAUCCAGAGACUGAGCAGGGGUGCCACUGGCCAGGGUGGGUGCUCAGCAGAGUGGAUGAGCUUCUGCCCUUGUGUGUUGGGAUUAUCUUUGUAAAGAUAUGAAACUGUUCUAGUGUCCGUAGAUGGAUUGGACACACUGUCCUUGUGUUAUUUAUAAUCUCCACUAGAGGGUGUUGUCAGGCCACUUUAGGAUGAAAGGUCCAUCUUCCCCUGUUCUAGACGGUAUACCCUAACAGUCUGUGAAGGAGCUGUGUCCCAAAAGGGCCGUAGUGAUGAGACACUGUACUGUCCUGUUACCUUUGCACGUAGGAAGUGGCAGUAAUUGGUGCCAGGCCCCAUUUGCAGGGAGCACCUGUCGCCCAAAUGAAUGUGCUGCCUGCUAGAGAAAGUCCCUCAUUAACAUAAAGCUCCCGGCUUUUUGUGUAGGUGGUGGUUCAGACAUUUCUGUCCUUCAUCUCUCCUUUCACUCAUCACCACUGUUGAGGAAAGUGGCAGUUUACCCCGCAGCAAAACGAUCAAGCCUGGGGCACCUGAGAAAAGCUUUCGUGUGUUGUGGUGGGGCUGGGCUGCUUCCCCUGUAGAGUCCACUAGGAUGGCAGUAAUUAUUGGGACCCAAAGCGGUAGUGUCCAGACUGGGCAGCAGUAACACAUGAGUCAGGGUACUUCUCUGUCCACAGAGCCAGAGCAGGGCUUGCUGAAUGUACAAGCCAACGGACAACAGUCCUGGCCCCACUCUGCUAGAUCGAGAGACCUUGCUAGUGAAAGGUCUAUGAAAUACAUCCCUCCUCUCCUUGUGCUCUGUUGCCUGUCUUGUCCAGAGGGUGGCUUCAGUGAGAUCACAUCCAAAGGAUGUUGUACCCUUCGAAGUAUGACACCUUGUGCUGAGAUGACCACACCGUCCUCAGUGAGCUUUAUUCUGUGACCAGCUGUCCUGGAGGGUACUACAGGUUCUUGGCCUGCAGAAAACCACCUUGAGUUAGCACUGGGUCAUUUCCUUGGGAAAAAACGUAUUUAAAAACUGCCCAGAGUUCCUCUGUAGUCAGUGUGGUUUGUUUACCAGAGAGCUGGGGUCCUUGAGCUUGGAUCAGGGACCGGAAACCUAGGGAAGGGGUGCUCCUUUCCUGUUCUCCCCAGCAUGCCAGGUUUGUGGCAUGUGGUGGUUUUGGGUGUCCUGCCUUUGGAGAAGCCCCUAUGACCUCUGUUGGGAAUGACCAUUGUUACCUGGAGCCUGGAUGGCCAGCGGCUCUCAGGGCCACAAGCCAGGCCUGACACAUGACUACCCUCUCAAAACUGGGUCAGCUGCUACACCUUGUUGGGUGCAGGUUUUAAUGUCUAUUUUUAUAUAUGAUCCCCAAAGGCCAUAUUUGGGGCCACAUUUUUUAUACAGGCCACCAUAAUUUGUAUUCUGUCUCCUGAUUCAAUGAAAGUUUCCUAUAGAUUUGUUAAUUAAAAUAAACAGUAUUCA